Molecule: messenger RNA, 4028 nt
Organism: Scophthalmus maximus (turbot)
Lineage: Eukaryota; Metazoa; Chordata; Actinopteri; Pleuronectiformes; Scophthalmidae
Gene: kcns3b
Product: potassium voltage-gated channel, delayed-rectifier, subfamily S, member 3b
Exons: 2
Coding region: 187-1686 (499 amino acids)
Biological process (GO): potassium ion transmembrane transport; protein homooligomerization
Cellular component (GO): membrane; voltage-gated potassium channel complex
Molecular function (GO): protein binding; voltage-gated potassium channel activity
Source: RefSeq, a predicted model, not a curated record
CGCCCCUCCCUGUUCCCUGUUAAAGGGAAGGGACAUCCCGCCUCCAGCUCCUCUCGUCCUGUCCGCGGAGCUGCGGCACCGCGCUCCCUCCGCACGACCUGCUGUUUGCGGCAAUGCCCGUGAAAAACUGAAACCCCCGGACAAAAAGUUGUUUUCCAUGGAAAGAAAGGCUCCACGUGCAGGACGAUGGGGUAUGGACAAAUGCUCCACCGGCGUGGGGAUGAGGAGGACCAGGUCCACCUCAACGUGGGGGGAGUUCAACAUGAGGUGGAUCCGGACAUGCUGCUCCAGUUCCCUCACACGCGUCUGGCUCGUCUCCUCCGCUGUCAAAGCGAGGCGGCGAUCCUGGAGCUGUGCGACGACUACAGCCCGGCCGAAAAGGAGUACUACUUCGACAGGAACCCCCAGGUUUUCCUCUGCGUGCUCAACUUCUACCACACGGGACGUAUCCACACGAUGGAGGAGGUGUGCGUUUUCUCCUUCAGCCAGGAGAUCGAGUACUGGGGCAUCCACGAGUUACACCUGAGCCCCUGCUGCAGCAACUGGUACCACGAGAGGAAGGAGUACAUUGAGGACCGAGACUGGGACACCAGGAGUGACGACCAGCAGCCGCCGAGCUUGGACUCCUCCUUUGAGGAGCUCUCUGCUCUCGAUAAAGACCUCGCCAAGUUCAAAGGUGCCUGGUGUGCAGAGCUGCGGAGCUACAUUUGGCUCAGGCUGGAGGAUCCGGGUCACUCCAGAGCCUCAAAAAUCAUCGCCGUGGCCUCCCUCAGCCUGGUCUUGACCUCUAUUGUUGCCAUGUGUGUCCACAGCAUGCCUGAGUUCCAGCGCGUGGACGACAACGAGAGGCCCAUCGAGGACCCCGUCCUCGCCAUCCUGGAGGAGAUCUGCAUUGCCUGCUUUUCCGCCGAGUUCAUCAUCAGGCUGAUCGUUGCCCCCUCAAGCCGGAAGUUCCUCGGAAACCCCUUGAACAUCAUCGACGUUGCUUCCAUUUUGCCGUUUUACGCCACUUUGGCUCUGGAGACGGCCGACGAGGAGGGUGCGGAGGAGAACGCGGACCUGGAGAACGUCGGCAAAGUGGUGCAGGUCCUGCGCCUCAUGAGGAUUCUUCGAAUCCUCAAACUGGCUCGUCACUCCGUUGGGUUGCGAGCGCUGGGCGCCACCGUCCGCCACAGCUACCAGGAGGUGGGUCUUCUUCUUCUCUUCCUCUCGGUGGGGAUCUCCAUCUUCUCCGCCCUAAUCUACUUUGCAGAGAAGGAGGAGGAGGACACAGAUCUGGGGACCAUCCCCUCGGGCUGGUGGUGGGCGACAAUCACCAUGACCACAGUCGGCUACGGUGACACCUGCCCAGUGACGCUGGCAGGGAAGAUAGUAGCCACCUUGUGUAUCAUCUGCGGCCUACUAGUGGUCGCUCUGCCCAUCACGAUCAUCUUCAAUAAGUUUUCAAAGUACUAUCAAAGAAACAAAGCCAUAGAGGCACAAUGUAUCACCAAGCCUGAGAGGCGAGACCCAGAACUCCCUUAUUAUAACAUCAGAGACUUGUUCACGGACACCGUGUAUCCUUUCAUCGGGGGCAUCACCUUCAGGAACAGUGUGAGCAGUGCAGGCGAUGAUACAGAUGCCUCCAGUCUCCAGGACAUAGAGGUGUACGAUAAUGACACUUGUGAAAAUGGGGCGACAAAAUGAGAUGGCUGCCGUUUCACCCCGUGUCGCUCUCCCUUUACGACUGCGAGUCAGUCUGUGCCGCUCAGGGCAGAGUGCUCCGUCACCGACCCUGUCUUCCUUCACUGUCUUCCUCCUUUAAUUUUGACAGAGAAAUAUCAUGGCCAUGGUUUUAUUUAUAUAUAUAUUUUUUUUUCUACAAGGGACUAGCUUGUAAAAUAUACAGUCUUGCUAAAACAGGGACGUCUAAAGGGAAUUAUCCGAAUCUUGCUCGGAGGUUUGAAAGCCCAUUUUCCGCUUGAUAAAACUGCACUGAUGCAUGUAGAAGGCCAUAAUGUUAAUGUUUUCCAAAGUAAUGUCCUGUAUUGAUUUGUCCGCUCGCUGAAAGUUCACAUCGAGAGUUUCGGCAAGAGUGACAACGGCAGUUUGACGUUUAAAAAUGGUGUCAUAGAUCUCGACGGAUGAUUCGCAGUAUGCAUGAACAAAUUGAAAUGCAUUUUUUGAAAGUGAGUGAUGUAAAUAGUCCUUUAGAAUUAUGCAAUAUCAUUGAUGCUGUUCAACAGAGGCCAAACAUCUCAGUCAGAGCCCUGUGGAAGGCAUUGAUGUGCCAGGUUAUUGUUAUUAAAUCUGUGUUAUGGACAGCUGUGUUGGCAUGCUGGGUGACCCCUGGGGGGGGGGAACUCAAGUAGACAUGAAAUAAAACUCAGUGAAUCAGAUGAAAUAUGCCUCUGAUUUGUCACACGGCAUGUAUUAGGUUGUGUUAUUCACUCAAGACAAGGUAUUUAUAUUCAGAUUCAUUGCAUCUAUUUAUCACCAUAUGAAUCCAAAUGGGCAGGAUUCCACAUUGGCUGCAACUCUUUUUGGCUACAAUGACUCUAAAAAUCUAGAAAUCGUUAACAACGUCUUUUCUUUUGCAGUUUAAAGGAAACCUUCUUUUUCCUGGUCAGUCUUUUCUCCUCCUUAAAGCAUUGAUUUCCUGUCCCGUGUUAUCAUCUCCGGUUGGAUGAGCUGCUUUCCUACUAGAGCCAGAGAUGCAGGGGUCUCAAAGGUGCCAAUGUAGUUCACUAGAAGCAUCUUCUCUCCAAGUUAACAUUACUUGUGUCUUAUCUUCUCUCUGAAACCCGUGGCAGUUGAUCAAUGUACAGAUACACAGUUCUUACUCCACAGCAGCUUGUGUAGAGUCUAACCACGGACGGACCUGAACACAUAUUACCUUUUACUGUCUGAUUAUUUGUAAAAAUGAGUUUCGGUCAUUGGGCCUCAGGUGUGCAUCACAUAGAAGAUUACCAUAUUUCUUGGUACCAUUUACUUCAAUGGCAAAGCCAGAGGAUUGGUUCAGACAAGAGUUGACAAUUUCGGUACACUUGAUAAUACAUAAAAACAUUUUUGAGAGCACAGUUGACACUAUACACUUCAUCACUGUGACGCCUUUGCAUGAAAAACCUUUAUGUAUUCUGGCAGAGUUUCCAUUCAAAGAAAAAUCUGAAAGGUCACCGGAUGAACAAAGGGGCAAGGGAAUCACGUUUGUGUGAGGUUUCUUAUAGACCUUUAAGUGUUUACAGGCCUUACAGGUUACAUAACACAGCACUGACAAAAACACAUACGGUAAUAAGGGAACAGUGCUCGAGGCAUUACUGGAUUAAAGUGUUAACAAAAGAACAAAAAACUUACACUUUGACUAGUGCUGUUGCAAUGGAUAUCCCUAAACACAUAAAAGACCAAUUCUUCUUCUACUCGGAUCUGUAAUCUUGAUUCAACGUUUCAGGGAACAACAACACCACUGUUGAAGAAUCCACCGUACGGGAUGCUGAUGAGGAUCCAGCAUCGCCGCCGGCAACAGAUAGUAAAGAACUUUUGCAUUACUCUCACCCUGCGUCUGGAUUUCAAUAUGCUGCCACUUUGCCGUUCCUUUCCUCCCGACCUUUCCAUCGUUCAAGCUCCCUGCCACCUGUCGGACUGACAAGAGACAGACACCCCUUGACAGAAAAAAAAAACGGACCGCUCUUGCAUCUCUAGGGCUUUCCACAAGGGUAUGGAGCAGCGAGCGAGUGGGAAAACGUUGCCAGCAAUUGGGGUCCAGGGGGGCAUGCCCUCUCGAUGCCUCUGGUACCGUCUAAUGCCACUAUUCCUAUUAUACACUGAUCUUAAUUAUUGCAUAUUUUAAUGAGUUUGUCUGAUAUGUUAACAUUUAGUGAGUUAUUGUAAAGGAGAAUCAAGAAAUUUAAAAAAAAAUUAAGAAUGAACACUCACGUUGAUACAGGAAAAAAAAUGACUUGUUAUCUGUUGUAUCCUUGAAAUGGUCACCUGAGCUGUGUGUAGUGAACAAAUGACGCAUGAAAAAUUCCUGUAAUAAAUAUGACACAAUG